Patella vulgata (common limpet) is the source of this 8842-nucleotide messenger RNA. RefSeq names its product VWFA and cache domain-containing protein 1. The transcript has 26 exons. Gene Ontology annotation, molecular function: voltage-gated calcium channel activity. The coding region runs from base 223 to 4260 and encodes 1345 amino acids. Gene Ontology annotation, cellular component: voltage-gated calcium channel complex. The record is from RefSeq and is a predicted model, not a curated record. Lineage: Eukaryota; Metazoa; Mollusca; Gastropoda; Patellidae.
CUAUACCAACUACAUGAACUGAUGAAGUCAAAGGAGAGAUGUAGACCGCAUAGGUCGCUCAUUAAAAUGUGUGAUAAUCGGACAGUAUUGCAAUUGCAAUGACGUAGUGAUAUGGAAUAUAAUAUGGGACAUAUGUGUAACUGCUAUGUCAUAAGUUCAUAAUUCCGAGGUUUAUAGUAUAUCGGGAAUAAUAUUCCCAAUAUCUGACCAGUGUUUUUCAACAUGGCGACUUAUUGGACCAAAGACUGGCAUGUUGAUUUCAUUCAACUGUGGCUUUCUGUCCUUCUUUUGAUGCAUCGUGUGGACUUUACGUUGCAGGAUGACAAUAAUUGGAUUGGAAAUAAUGGCGUGAAUUCGGAUCGCAUAAAAUUAAGGAACUUAGGGGCCCGACAUCACAGAAGAACAGCGGAUACAGAUAACGAUGGAUACGUUACUGACAAUAGACAAGAAAAUGUCAGCCCCAAAAUGCUCGGGGGAAUCGUAAUUCAACACGAAUCCCAAAAACUGUCUGCCAGAUUGCGGUGGUUAAGUAACGAUGAAAUCGGAAUAACUACUAUGCAGGCUAUUUAUGACUCUUUACCAUAUACUAACGAAGAAACUAACUUAAAAUCUAAUUUAGACAAAAUUACUAGUAGCUUGCAGACAAGACUUAGGAAUUAUCUUCAAGUUUUAAGAACAAAUAAAAUAACGGUAGAAAAUUUAUACAAAUUUCAUGUGAAGCAGCCAAUAACACAAAAACUUGACUGUUGUAGUAUUCAGUUUAAAGAUUUCAAAAGUGAGAAUCAGUAUGGAUGUAGGAUAUCUAAACAAACAAGUUGUGAUUUAAUACCUCCCAGUACACCACGUGGAGCUUUUAAUCCAGGCAGAAAUCUCACGGAAGUUUGGAGGAGUAAUGUACAGUAUUUUUCAACUUUAAAAUGGCAAUAUUUUAUCUCUGUAGAAGGUAUCCAUAGUGAAUAUCCCGCUAAUGGUUUCCGUUGGUCACAAGAUUGUCAUAAUGUACAUGAUACCAGACACAGGGAUGUGUUUUUAUCGACCAUACAACCACAGAGGAAAUAUGUAGUGAUUGUAAUGGACCACGGUAAUUCCAUGAGUCCCACACAGCUUCAUACAGCUAAAGCCAUUGCUAAACAUUUAUUGGGAUCUUUCUCGAAAAAUGACAGGAUUGGUAUUAUUGGUCUGUCAUCGAAACCUACGUAUCCCAGAUCAGAUCCAUGUCUGCUUAAUUCUCUGGUACCAGCUACGUUCGAGACUCGAGUCUUCUUUAGUAAAUUUGUUGACAAGUUGGAGAAAGUUGACAGUACAACAAACCAUUCUUUAGGAUUUGACACAGCAUUUGAAAUGAUUGAACAUGCGUUAUUGAAAGGAAAUCAGUUAGCAGAGCGUGCUAUGAUAUUAUAUAUUAGUCGUGGAUUAUUAUCAUCGUUAACAGAAGCUAGAGAAGUUAUGAAUAUAAUAUCUGUACAGAACGCUAGAUCAGGACAUAAAGUAAUAAUCAACACAUACGCUGUUAUUGAUGAUGGCAAGCCAAUCAUGUAUGAGAAGAGUUUCCUACAAGACAUAGCUUACCAAAACUUUCCUAAAUAUGAUGUCAAAUAUAAACUUAAGAUACCAGUCAUCAGAGGAAUGAUGAUGGCUAUAAAUUCUACAAGUGAUUUAAGUUCUAGUGUUGGCCGAUUUUAUCUACCGUUAAAUAACACAGCUGAUGAAAGUCCUGUAUUCUCUCUGCCAUAUAUAGAUGAAGCUGACAGAUCUUUAACAUUGACAAUAAGUCAGCCAUGUUUUCACAUAUUUAAAGAUGAAUAUAAAUUAAUUGGUAUGGUUGGUAUUGAUCUACAUGUAGAAGAUAUUGUACAAGAUAUAACAUAUUAUAAUCAAGAUGGUCAAUCAUAUACUUUUAUAGUUACUACUGAUGGAUAUACAAUAAUGCAUCCUUCUUUCCGUCGACCGAUGAGGACCAAUAUCCAACCAAUGCAUACAGAUAUCAGACAUUUUGAAAGUGUUGAUGGUUUUGAAUUAAUACGGAGAAAUAUUUUAUCUCAAGAAGAAGGAGAAUCAACGUUAUUAUUAGAUUCAAAUAAUUCAUCUGUAACUGAUGAACAUCCUACCCAACCAAAAUUCUACGCUAAAUACAUGUGGAAAAAAGUUGACAACGCUCCUUACAUAGUCGUAUUAAAAGUCUUACAAGAAAUUCAAGAAACAAGAGAAAUUAGAAAUAUAGUGUCUAAUCAACAUGAUCUAGUAUACCAUCGAUUAGAUUUGUUACCUCGAGAGAAGAUGUGUUUACAUCUAAAACAAUUAUCCACCUUAGAUACUAGUACGGUAUUUCUAUCUGCCAGUAGUUUUGAGAAACCAUUUGAACAUCUCAGUGAAGAUGAAACCAAGAGGAUUGUACAGAUUUAUUUAACAUAUCUUAAAGACGACACCAUGAUGAUCUCCAAUCCUGGCUUAAAGGAUAAAGUACGAAAUGAUGUAGCUGCUAGUACUAGAAUUAAUGAUGAAUGGAUGAGACGAUAUCAAGCUAGUUCACUCAAAGACUACAUUAUUAGACGAUACGUGGCGACACCUAGUGGAGUGAGUAGAAUGUAUCCAGGAACACAACUUGGUAAAACAUUUGAUCCAACUAAAAGAAGCUGGUUUGGUAGAGCUCUAGAAUUUCCAGGUCAUGUGACAUUAACAGCACCAUAUUUGGAUGUAGGAGGAGCUGGUUAUAUUGUAACUAUCAGUCAUACUAUAUUUGAGGGAAAACCUGCUGCUUUACACAGUCCUGCUGAUCGUGUAGCUGCUGUUAUGGGUAUGGAUAUAACAAUGGGAUAUUUCCACAAACUAUUGAUAGAUAAUAUACCAGCUUGUAAACAACCUACUGUCAGAUGUUUCUUGAUGGAUGACAAAGGCUAUCUUAUUGCUCAUCCAGCCUUUGUUGAUCCCAAUGGAAAAGGACCAGUUGAACAACAGCACAUUACACAUAAGGAACCUCUUGUAGCUAAUGAUAUAUUAAAUCAUAGAGGAUUUGUACAGAAGAAACUAUGUAACAGAUAUAAUGAUAGAACAGUACAAAGAUUUUAUAGGUUUAAUACAAGUUUAGAAGGUGUAUUAACUAACUUGGUUCAUGGGGAACAUUGUGCCAGAUAUCAGAUAACAUAUAUACCAGGGACUAAUGCAUUUCUGGGUAUAGUCAAUCAUACAUGCGAAACAGCUACAGCUUUUUGUCCUUGUAGUAUGGUUGAUCGUUUAUGUUUAAACUGUCAUCGUAUGGAACAAAGUGAAUGUGAAUGUCCUUGUGAAUGUCCAUUAGAGAUGGAUUUAUGUACUGGUGAACUUCUAGAUGAGGAAGAUUUGAAUCCAAGUUGUGAACGUGAUCCAGAAGAAGAGCAUGUUGUACUCAUUGAUUCUAGUAUCACUGAUAAAUUAGAUCAGUGCUAUCAACCAAAAUGUGAGGAAAGACAAUCAAAAAAUGAUUGUAUGGGUGUUGUGGAUUGUUCAUGGUGUCAGGUACAACUAGAUGGUAAUACACCUAUCAACAAACCAUAUUGUGCUAGUCAACGGGUGUGUUUUGGUGGGGUGAUCGGAGCUCAUACACCAUAUGGCGAUGAAAUUGCAGCUAAUGUUAUGGCCCAGCAGUUUGAUCCACCAACAGUAAAGAGUACUCCGGUUGGACCAGUAGCAGGAGGCAUUAUGGGAUGUUUUCUGAUCCUUGCGUUAGGUGUUUAUUGUUAUCGACACCACGUACAUCGUAACACUCAUCAAUAUAUUAGUUCCAUGCCUGAUGCUACCAACAGAAUGAGUCAUUAUUAUAAUGAACCUGAAGACCAGGAACCAGUUGAAGAACCAGGAUCAGGUCAUACCAACUUUGUGUUGGCUUCAUUUGAAAACCCUGCUAGUAUAUCUCCGUACCGAGUAAAUACCUCAUAUCGUAGACCUGCAGGGGGUGAUAGUGACCAUGGUUACAGCACCAUGACACCACACGAAGAUAGUGAACAUGCUAGUCUGCCAUGUUUAGAACCAUUGUUAAUUGGUAGAGACAGAUAUAAACCCACUGCUCAUGGGGUAUCAAAGGCACCCAUUCUGCCACCACCUCCAAGUAUUUGCAGGAGAAGCAGAAGUCCGACGCCACCCCAGACACGACUAUCCACUGCUUACACAACUAUACCAGAACAAACAUGUCUACCCUCAGGUUCGAUUGGACCGACAACCACAAUACCAGAGGCACCUCAUAAUGUUAUAGCCAAUGUACAAGUACAUAUGGUGGACUCACGUUGACAUGGAAACAAAGUGUCGUCAGGACGAUAUAUGACCUUGAUUGAAAAGUUCAAAUUUUUCAUGUGCUCAGUAGGCAGUGACGUGUGUCGUGUCAUGAAACCAAAAGGAGAUAUUAAAUUAAUAUCAGUUUGAUGUCAGAUUCUCAGGGAAAAACUUUGCUGACAAAAAAAAUGGCCGACAUAUUGCUGGUGUCGUAACCAAGGGACAAAGACUUGUGACUUAAAGAGAGUUGUGUAAAUAUUAUGGUGAUAUAGGUAUUUAUUCUGACAUUAAGAUCUGUUCUGAUACACUUGAGUAUUAUUAUAACCUCGCGAAACUUGCUGUUCCUAUUUUCAGUGUGUUAGUGACGUGACUCAGUGCUAUUUAUAAACUCAUUGACAUUUUUUUUUUUAUUUUAAAUCAAAUUAAUAUCAACAGAAGUAAAAGUGGUGCCAAGAUUUAAAAAUAAAAACAGACAAAUAAAAUUUGUAAAGACUUUCUGUUUACAACUGUUGUUGGUGAAACGUGUAAUGGUUGUAUGUUGACGCAGUUUGUUGUGCAGGGACAUCUAGGGUACAAAUUCUACAAGUAUGUAGGCUAAUCCUUAAAUAUACUGGAGACAAGGUAUCUGUAUGUCAGAUACUGAAGAAGAAAUGUCUCGAUCUAAAAUGAAUUCAGAAUCUAAUGACCUCAUAGUAUAUAGUAAAAGAUAUAGAUAUUAUAAAUAUUAUAUAUAUAUAUAAAUAUAAACUGACUUUUGUUGUCAAGUGUUAGAGCUGUAAAUAGACCAUUUGAUUAUAAGUCAAUAGAGUUAUCUUUCCUUUCCUUCUCAAUUCUCAACCUGCAUGUAAGUAGCCAGUAGUCGGACAUAUUGGAUUGUAGAUUGUGUGUGUGUGUGUGUGUAUGUGUGUAAAUAUGGUUCGUUGUGUUUUCAUAUUAAUAUAUAUGCAUUGGAGUGCUGAGUUUAUUAGCUAUCUAAUGAGUAGUCUUCCAGAUAUAGAUAGUAGGUCGACUUUCACCUGAAAUAAACAAGAAUCUCAAUGAUUUAUCAUCACAAACUAUUUAUUUGAUAGUUUCAUAUUUUACAUUAAUUAUAGAAUCAUUAAUAUUUAAUUUUUCUCUUUUAUCAUUGUGAUGAUUAUAUCUGCAUGACUAGAACACAAUCAGUAGAAUUUAAAUAAGAUUUUAUCUCUUAGUGAUGUAGCUACAGUAGGCAUACUGCAGUGAUGAUAUUAAAAUUAAGUUGGGUUAGCAAACCUUGCAACCUGGGUUCUCGUUGAAGUCAGGUUUGCCUGAAAUUAGCAUUUCAAGGAAUUCAGCUUUAAACACAAUUAAAAUAUUAAUAACACAACUUAAUGGAUUUACUACUUUUUGGUUUAUUACAUGUAAUGUUUCAAUACUCUUACAGGUAUCUUUAUCAAGUAAUGAAAUACAAUGAGGUUUAACGUCCUACUGUUCUGCUCCAAACUGGGCUAAUGAAGACGGGCAUACGCCAUACAGUGUGCUAUGAGAGAAAUUUUGCCCGGACAGCGGCACUACGACCUACUCUUAUAUCAAAUUCCAACUGUCAAGGGAUCUUUAACGUGAACGCCAAUGUGUACACGGGACCUCAGUUUUUCAUCCCAUCCGAACGACUAGACAGCUGUCCUUGCCAGGCACUCCGUCCAGCAUCACUGAAAAGGGGGAACAACGCCGGAAAAUCUGGAUGAACUUUCUCGGCCAAUGCAGGGAUCGAACACCCGACCUCCAGGCUAGCGAGCCAGCGUCUUACCCAUCGUGAUCCCCAUCAAACAAUGAUCAAUAACGAAUAAUAACCUUAUAAUAACCUUUAUAGUACCUCCAUGAAUCAAAACAUCAAAUUAAUACCAUAGUCAAAAUAUUAAAUUAUUGUUCUGUCUUACACAAUAAACAUACAUUUAGUUUACAUUAUAGUUAUUAUGUGUCAAAACACUUUGAAAUAUCAUAAAAAUUAAGAUAAUGCUAAAAAUUAUCAUAUUGUUUGAAAAAUAUCUUUCUAAUCUCAGUUAAACAAAAUGUGUCAAAAAUGACUGGCCAAAUUUUACAUUCUUCUUUUGUGUGAUUCACCUUAGCUCUUCAGAAAAAGGAAAUUCUUUAAAUUGUAAAUUAAUGAAAUAUUUAUUUGUCAUGAUUGUUGAUAAAUAAUAUAACAAGUCAUUAUUUUGCUUCAGAUUUCUAAUAUUUUGAUUUUUAUGUGCGAGAGAUAAAUAUCAAUUCAGAUUGUUCCAAGUUAGUUAUUAUUGAGAUUUGAUUAAAUUUUAACCUAUGUCGUUGACAGAUCCGACUUUUUUUUUUAUUAUGAGUUUAAGAGCAUUCAGUUUACUUAAUAUUUUUAAUGCCAUAAUGUGCAAACCACUCUUCUUUAUGAGUAUAAACAGUAUUUUUAAUUUUUUUUUAAAAUCGAAUCUUGUUUAAUGAAUUUGUUUUCAUUUCAGUCAUUAUUUUUUACUUAAGAAUCAAAUUAGAUCAAAUCCGUUUAUGAUUUCAUUUCGUUAAUAUUUGUACCUAUGUUAAAUAAAUUAUGUAUCGAAGGACAUUUUUAAGGGAAUUUGAUUGUGCCAUGUUUUUUUUAUAAUAUGUUUAUAUUUAAGAAUUUAAUUAAGAAUUUAAAUAUAUGUUGUAAGUAAGUCUUGUUUGGUUCUUGUGAGGUCUUAAUCAGUGCAUUGUAUGUAUUUAUCUCUUUUCCCAUUCUCUUCAAAAUGGCAAUAAUACAGACUAUAUUAUGUGGGGAUGAUAGAAAAGAUUAAUAAACUACGACACAUACUUAUGGGAACAGCUAUUAAUAUAUUUGGGUGACGUCCAAAAAUAUUAGUAGCCGUUUUCCAUAAGUAUUAAUAAAUGCCUCUAAAAGAUUAUGAUAUAACAGAUGUUCUAUUGUAGUAAAUUUUGUUUGUAUGUCUCUGGAACAAUGUAUGAUACGAAUAGUUCUGUCAACACAAAGUUUACUUCAUCAUAGAUGUACCCACUGUCUACUCAACAUAAGUUAGAAACAGUAUGCUAUCAUAUGUUGUACGGACAUUUGAAAGUAGAAUUGGUUAGUAGAACGAGUUUUACCUGUAGUGAAAAUGGUACCUCAUUUAAUAGUUGAAUCAGGUUUCAGGUGAUGCAUUUUCCUUAUGCCAGGUUCCCACUGUCGUGCGAUGCGUUACGAUAGGAUUGUUCCUAUUGAGUCCACGGUCUGGUAUGUGCAGAUACGUUCGGAUACGUUACGAUACGAUCAACACAAUUUCUAAGACUGAUUUUAAGAUAUGAUCAGACCUGAUAGGAUCACCGUGAUUACUCCCAGAUAAAGAGCACUAUUUCAAUCCUAGAACGAAUCAUGAUAUUGGGAAUCUAGCAUUACCAAACCCUGCCCCAGGGCUCUAGUUAUAGUCUUGUUGGCCGUUAUUGACUGACUGUCAGUGAAUUUGACUGGUUGGAGAACUUAACCCGCAUUCAGUUCACAUGGCAUGUAAUCACAAUUUCAAAGAAAUUGAAAUAAAUACAGUUAGAUUCUUAGAUUGAAAAUUUGGGAUGAUGUUCACAAUUCUUGCUAAUCUGGAAUAAACAAAAUAUGUUAACUAUUGACAAGAUGUCAAGAUUUUGAAGUGGAAACCCUGUCAGAAUAUAUCCAGUGGAUGCAUAACAGAAUUUAUUUCUUUAGCUAUGAUAGACAUCUGUUGUGAUUACGUUACCUUUUACGCAAUAUGUCUGUUUCUUUAUCUGUAUCUUUAACCGUUAUAUACCUGAUAUCAGUGAAUGCUGUAAAGAAGCUUUAAUAAAUGAUAUCAUAUUAUUACAUGUAUUGUAUUAUCUUGUAUAUAUUACUAUAUUAUAUUUCAAUGAAUGUAUGUAAAUAUUGAAUGAAAAUAAAACGGCAAAAAAAACUUUAUACUAUACAAUUGGUCAAGUAUUCUCAAUUAUUUGUAGGUCCUUUUCUUACAGGAGCUAAAUUUCUUUUUGUAAUUAUUUGAAAUAAAGGUUUCCUUAUUUUGUGAUCUUCUCAAAAAUAAAAAAGAAAGAGUUUGUUUGAUAAGGAGGAAAAUAUAAGAAACUUUUAUUUUAAUUCAUUUUCAGUUUAAUUUAAAGAAAUAGGGCUGUACACAACAUUCUUCCAUUAAUUGCAACUCUUAUGCUAUGUUCCCACUGUUGUUACGAUCAGAUUGUCCACGAUCUGGUAUGUGCAGAUAUGUUCAAAUAUAUUUUGAUAUGAUCAACAUGAUUGCUUCAAAUGACCUCAAUAUAUGAUCAGAUCUGAUAGGAUCACCACGAUUACUCCACGAAUAAAACCAUAAUUUCAAUCGUAGUGCGAAUCGUGAUAGUGGGAACCUAGCAUUAAUAAGCCUGAGUGUAUUUUUGGAUACAUCUAUCUUAAGUCAAUAGCAGCCUAAAGUAGGCUAUACAACUCGUGCAUAGAGCUCAAUUGAACAGACAUUUACCUAAAGUCAAAGAAUGUCUGACGGAAGUUUAGUAGUGUGUAUGGCCCUAAUGCUCCUAAAGUGUUGAUUAGUAACUUGUUACCACAUUGUAUUUGUAAGGUGUAAAUGUGGCCCUUGCCUUUUGGCGUGGGCUUAUUUUGUAAUAAAAUUAAUUUGUGAAGAAUAAA